AUGUCUAUGUUGGUGCCAUGGAGUUUGAGGUCAUUUUUAAAUCCGUGUCUGUGCGAAGGAAACCCAGAGUCACAGCCAAAUCCCUUGGCGUUGUCAAGGAGGGAGACAAGAUCUUUGGCUACCCGAAGGACAAUUGGCUCCAAACAAGCAAGAAAUACAGGCAAAAAGAGCCUGGAUGGAUGCGGAUGGACGGAACGGAUCUUGGUCACGGCCCCCCUAUUGCAAUGCACUUCACUCAAGCCGCAGAUGACAAAGUGCUUUGCAGAGGCCCUUCUGAUUUCUUGGCAGCAAGUGCCUGCAAAGUCUGUACUAUACUCUCUGGAGUGGAUGACGCAGGAAAAGAAACGUGCAAACACGGCGUUGGACAAGACCAGAUCUACUACAGGUAAGAUUCAGGGCUUGACUGCCGACUCCACCUACUUCAUCAGGGUCACGGCUUUUGUCAUGAUUCCGGGGAUGCAAGUCAGCGAUCCGAAGAGCAUUUGUGCACAGAUCUGCAGCGAGUGGACAGAAGUUCAGACAGGCGCUGCAGUGGACACGGUGGAGCAGACCUCCAUGACGUUUGACCCACUGGCGAGAAUUCGUGGCCGCUGCAGAGGUUGCCAGUACUGCCAGAGCUUCAUUUUGUCGAAGUAUUCCUACUUGAUGCAUUUGGAUCAGGUGCUUUGCCGGCGAUGUGGCUGUGCCUGUACGAGUCAUGAAAUCGUCGGUGAGUAUGGGAAGUCACAUGCUCAAUGGUCGAAGGAGAAUGCAGAGCGCAGGAAGAGGGAAGAUCAGAGACGACAAGCCAACAAGUUCAACAAGAAGCCAGACCUUGUCCUGGAGAUACCUUGCGACCCAUGGCAGCCAGAUGAUGCACCUGCUGGAACCGCGAAGGCCAACUAUGUCAUCCGACAGGUGACGAAAGCAAGAAACUUCUAUGAGACCCUUGGAGUGAAGCCAUCUGCGGCGACCAAGGACAUCCGGAACGCAUACCGUCAGAUUGCACUGCGAAUUCACCCAGACAAGGUGUGCCCUGGCGGGGGGGGAUUCAGACCUACUGACCGAGGCAGAGGCCGCUUUCAAGUUGUUGUCUACAGCUUACGAAGUACUUGGUGA
Molecule: messenger RNA, 1098 nt
Organism: Durusdinium trenchii
Lineage: Eukaryota; Dinophyceae; Suessiales; Symbiodiniaceae
Source: the annotation of a GenBank genome assembly